AUGGUUGUUGUUGCUCGUUUAACAUCAACUUCACCCAGAUCAAGAAAGCCUUUGAUUAUUCCACUUUUUACUUUUGUGAAGGAAACCCAUGACCGUGUUCUCCGACAUGUCUUCCAAGUAGGAAGCAGAAAAACUCUCGUUGAUUGUAAAUCAUUUAUCACUAUAUUCAUUUCAAAAUUGGUGCUGUAUACGACUAACAUCUCAAAACAUCAAUUUCCACAACUAGAUUCUUUAAAAGAUGAAUUGAUUGAUGAGGAUUUAACUACAUAUCGCAACUAUUUACAAUCACUGAACGAUGACAUGGUGGAGCGAUUUCAAGAUGUUAUUGCGCUGAAUAUUCCAAAUUGGUAUAGCAAUCCGUUUGAGCUCGUUGCAGUUGAUUGCGAGGACGACGUUCAUGAGGAAUUGAUAGAAUUACGAAAUGACAAUGACACCACAAUGCAAUAUAGCUGUAAUGGCAAAGAAGGUUUGUGGUACCAUCAGAAUAUAUUAAAAUCUUACCCCAAUCUGUGGAAACACCUGAAAUUACUUUUGCUUGCGUUCCCUGCCUCGUACCUGGUUUUAGCCAUGUUGGAAAUUUACUUUUCCAUAAAAUAA
Octopus sinensis (East Asian common octopus) is the source of this 597-nucleotide messenger RNA. RefSeq lists its product as uncharacterized. The record is from RefSeq and is a predicted model, not a curated record. The transcript is spliced from 2 exons. NCBI's taxonomy places the organism in Eukaryota, Metazoa, Mollusca, Cephalopoda, Octopoda, Octopodidae. Bases 1 to 597 code for a protein of 198 amino acids.